This is a messenger RNA of Pieris macdunnoughi, 603 nucleotides long. The record is from the annotation of a GenBank genome assembly. NCBI's taxonomy places the organism in Eukaryota, Metazoa, Arthropoda, Insecta, Lepidoptera, Pieridae.
AUGGGAGCAAUGAAAACUGCACUAGAUGUAACCAUUUCUAUCUGCAAAAAUUUGAGACCAGUAGUUGCGACGGCUUGGCAAUAUGCAAAAGUUGAAAUGGUACCUCCAAUGACUUCUCAAAUGUUUCAAGGAUCUCUCGGAAAAUCUAUUGAAACUACAGUAGGCGGUGCUGCUGAUAAGUUUAUUGGUGGGCUCGAACAAAAAUUAAACGAUAUAGAAGCUGCACGAAUAAACGCUAUUAAACAAAAAGAAGCUGCAUUGAAAGCCGCUGCAGAAAAAAUUAAAGCUGCAGCAUUAAAGAAAGCUGAGGAAGAAAAACGGCUUGAAGCUGCAAAGGCAAAUGCAGCUGCAAAACAAGCAAAAGAGGCAAAACAAGCAAAAGAGGCAAAACAAGCAAAAGAUACAAAACAAGCAAAACAAGCUAAAGAGGCAGCACAACCUGCUAAGAAAUCCGAUUCACCUAAAAAAGAAACUAAAUCUGAAGUCAAAGCUAAAAAAGGUACUACAAAGUCGCAAAAACGUGUUCCACCGAAAACUAAGAAGAAGGCAAAAAGGACAAGGCGUAAAGUCAAAAGAGGAUCACCCCCUAAAGCUAAAAAAUAA